Messenger RNA from Phlebotomus papatasi, 767 nucleotides. It is a transcript of the gene RpS9, whose product is annotated as 40S ribosomal protein S9. The record is from RefSeq and is a predicted model, not a curated record. Gene Ontology annotation, cellular component: cytosolic small ribosomal subunit. Gene Ontology annotation, biological process: translation; positive regulation of translational fidelity. NCBI's taxonomy places the organism in Eukaryota, Metazoa, Arthropoda, Insecta, Diptera, Psychodidae. Bases 120 to 704 code for a protein of 194 amino acids. The transcript is spliced from 4 exons. Gene Ontology annotation, molecular function: structural constituent of ribosome; rRNA binding.
ACUUCCGGCGCUUCUUUCUUUUCGACACGCGAUUCACUGAAGAAACGUGGAUCAUUUGAGAGUUUUCCCGAAAAGCGAGAAUUUGUUUUUUCGGCAGGCAACGUUAAAGUCUCGGGAACAUGGUUAACCAGAGAAUCCCAUCGGUCUUCUCCAAGACCUACGUGACCCCUCGUCGUCCGUACGAGAAGGCCCGUCUCGACCAGGAGUUGAGAAUCAUCGGGGACUACGGUCUCCGCAAUAAGCGUGAGGUGUGGCGAGUAAAGUACACUCUUGCCAAGAUCCGGAAAGCUGCACGUGAGCUGCUGACGCUGGAAGAACGCGACGAUAAGAGGCUGUUCCAAGGAAACGCCCUCUUGAGACGUCUGGUGAGGAUUGGAGUGCUCGAUGAGUCCCGCAUGAAGCUCGAUUAUGUUCUUGGUCUGAAGAUUGAGGAUUUCUUGGAGCGUCGUCUGCAGACUCAAGUAUUCAAGUUGGGAUUGGCCAAAUCCUACCAUCAUGCCCGUGUCCUCAUCCGCCAGAGACACAUUCGCGUCCGGAAGCAGGUGGUGAACAUUCCGUCGUUCAUCGUGCGCCUGGAUUCGCAGAAGCACAUUGACUUCUCGGUGAAGUCACCCUUCGGUGGUGGCCCACCUGGCCGUGUUAAGAAGAAGAACCUGAAGAAGGAUCAGGGUGGAGCAGCUGCUGAAGAAGAGGAGGAAGAUUAAGCCAGCGGCUCUUAAGCAUUGUCUUGUCAGUGCUCAAUAAAGGUCUUGUUGGACAGUAAAACC